This is a messenger RNA of Rhizophagus irregularis DAOM 181602=DAOM 197198, 936 nucleotides long. Lineage: Eukaryota; Fungi; Glomeromycota; Glomeromycetes; Glomerales; Glomeraceae. The record is from RefSeq and is a predicted model, not a curated record.
AUGGAAGGGGUUGAGUUUACCUCUUCACAACCGUCAGGAAGCAAUAACGCUUUCUCUUUGAACCAAGCCGUAGUUCAACAACCUGAGAACAACAACGGUCAAAGACUGUGCUCCUCCGUGCAUGCACCGUCUCAUAAGGAAAAUGAACCGACUGUUAGCACAGCGCUAGACAAGUCAGAUAAACAACCGCAACAAAGUUGGACCGUUAUUGGGAAAGCCAAACAGUUCCAACUUUUUUUUCCGCUCGAAAUUAUUCUAGAACAAAACCCUACAGAAAAAAAGAAUUACGUUUAUCAGAUUAUUUCAGAUGUACCAGGGUUGAGGACAUACGUUGUUACAACUAUAAAAGGUAUUAAAGUAAUCAAAGCUACAUAUGAGUCAGAACAAUCAGCUCAGAAAGUUUUGGAGCGCCAAAUCAUUAAAGGUAAUAAGGUUAGAUUUUGUAAAAUUGAAGGGAUCAACCAAGCACAAGAUAAUCAACAGUCAUACGAAAUCCGCAUCUGGGAUGUACCAUUAGAUAUAGAAAAAGAUAUUUUCGAGCAACACCUACGCUCGAUUGGGAACGUAAAGAGUAUCAAAUUCAAUAUUAAACAACUAUAUUACGAGGUGGCAGUAACAUUCGCUGACAACAAAUUAGAAGAACGUUUCAAAAAAGAAUGGGUAAUUAGAUUCUGUAAACAUGUAUUCAGAGUAUUCCCAUCCACCUUAUCUAGGGAAGAAAGAAAUCACAGAUUCAAAUACGUACUUAAACUAGCUAACUUACCUAGUAGUACAUGUGCCAUUGACCUAGCAGAGAUAGCCAAUAUCACAAAGGCGAAAGCUAUAUUCCUACCCAAAAAUAAAUUUUCAAGAAAUUACGAAAAAGAACGUUUCGUAUGGUUCUAUUUCGAUUCUGAACAAGAAAUGGGUGACGCGAAAACACAAAUUUUCAUAUAA